GUGGCCUAGAUCUAUCUGCCCGUCAUGUCGAGUGCCCAGGGUGGAGGUGACUCCAAAUUAUUUGCCAGGGUAAGCUUCAUUCUAUCUCCCCCCGCUCCCUUGCGAUUAUUCUCUCCCCUCGGUCGUCUCGUCUCGUCUUAUCUCGUCCUCGUCCCCUCCCCCGCUCUUACCGCAUGCAACGCCUCAUUACCUACCUACCUCUCUGUGCGACAACCUCGCGGACCGUGUCAUACCCUUCGUUCCGAGAUAGCGCACAAUCACGCUUCCCAUUUCUUGCUGCCUUUUUUAUAUACAUUAUGCUUCACAAAUCCAACCAUCAGAGAUACCUGUGACGCUGCGUUCUCGCGAUACCCGUCUCGGGUGGUGUUCCUUGCGAUGAUUUUUCAAGACUUUGUCUUCUUGUUUCUUGCGGACGCCGUCUCUGCCUCUUGUCUUUCAUAUCUUCAACUGUUGAUCUCUGCACGGCAACAGCAUUGAACAUUGCCCACCAUGUUUAUGGCAUACAUGCCCCCACCGACUCUGUCGACUGAACUAACAUCCUCCAAGGGCAAGGUCGCGGAGCUGCGGCUUGAACUCAAUGGCGGAGGCAGGAAAGACAAGAACAAUCAGUGCAAGAAGAUUGCCCUCAAGAAGAUCGUGGCGAAUAUGACGAUGAGUAAUAACGACAUGAUUGCUUUGUUUCCGGACAUCAUCGGCUGCAUGCACAUCCAGAGCUUGGAGAUCAAGAAGAUGUGCUUCCUGUUUCUCGUCAACUACGCUAGGAUGCGGCCCGAGAUUUCCCUGCAAGCGAUACCGGUGUUAGAACGGGACAUGGAAGACCCGAAUCCUCUAGUGCGCGCCUUGGCAUUGCGAACCAUUUCCUACAUCCACGUCCGCGAGUAUGUGGAGGCCACGGUUCCCAUAGUGAAGCGCAUGUUGAGAGAUCCCGACCCGUACGUGCGAAAGACGGCGGCAUACUGCGUCGCGAAGCUUUACGACCACGAUAAGCGAAUGGUGGAGGCUUCCGACCUCAUCGACCGCCUCAAUACGCUGCUGCGAGACGACAACCCCACGGUUGUGGCCAGCGCCUUGGCUGCAUUGAUGGACAUCUGGGAGAGGAGCGACUCGAUCAAGCUCACCAUUGAUUACGGCAACGCUUCCAAGAUGGUGGCGAUUCUGCCGGAUUGCUCAGAGUGGGGUCAGACGUACAUCCUAGAGGCGCUCAUGUCCUACGUACCCCAAGAGUCGGGGGAAGCGUUGCUCUUGGCGGAGCGCAUCGCACCCCGGCUAUCGCACUCCAACUCGGCGGUCGUGCUCACCUGCAUCCGAGUGAUCCUCUAUCUUCUGAACUACAUUGCCGAUCAGAAGCAAAUCACAGCCAUGUGCAAGAAGCUGUCGCCGCCGCUGGUCACGCUGCUGGCCAAGGGGCCCGAAGUCCAGUACCUCGCCCUGCGUAACGCGCUGCUCAUCCUGCAGAGACGGCCCGAGGUGCUCCGCAACGACAUCCGGGUGUUCUUCUGCAAGUACAACGACCCCAUCUACGUCAAGGUGACCAAGCUCGAGCUCAUCUUCAUGCUGGCGACGGAGAAGAACAUCAACGAAGUGCUGACCGAGCUGCGGGAGUACGCGACGGAGAUUGACGUGCACUUUGUGCGCAAGGCGGUGCGCGCCAUCGGGAAGCUGGCCAUCAAGAUCGAGCCGGCGGCCCAGCACUGCAUCGACCUCCUGCUGGAGCUCGUGGCCACCAAGGUGACGUACAUCGUGCAGGAGGCGACGGUGGUGAUCCGGAACAUCUUCCGCAAGUACCCGAACCAGUACGAAUCCAUCAUCGGCACGCUGUGCGAGCACCUGGACUCCCUGGACGAGCCGGAGGCCAAGGCGGCCAUGGUCUGGGUGAUCGGGCAGUACGCCGACCGGAUCGAGAACAGCGACGCGCUCCUGGAGGACUUUCUGUACUCGUUCGCGGAGGAGCCGGUGGAGGUGCAGCUGGCGCUCCUGACGGCGACGGUGAAGCUGUUCAUCCAGCGGCCGACGAAGGGGCAGGAGCUGGUGCCGCGGGUGCUCAAGUGGGCGACGGAGGAGACGGACAACCCGGACCUGCGGGACCGGGCGUACAUGUACUGGCGGCUCCUGUCGACGGACAUGGACGCGGCCAAGCAGAUCGUGAUGAGCGAGAAGCCGGCCAUCACGGCCGAGUCGGAGCGGCUGGACGCGCAGACGCUGGAGGAGAUGUGCCUCAACGUCGGCACGCUGGCCACGGUGUACCUGAAGCCCGUGCAGACGGUGUUCCGGUCGGCGCGGCCGCGACGGCUGCUCGACUCGCCGGCGCUGCAGCGGCAGCACGACGCUCCGACCACCACCCCUGGGUUGGACGGGCAGAAGAGCCUCAGCCAGUUGGGGAGGGGAGGUCAGCCUGCGGACAUUGACGCCAGGAAUCGGGCGGCUAAUGCGGCGACGGCGGCUGGGGUGGGGCUCGGCGUCGGCGUCGGGGCGGUGAACGGAGCGAACGGAGCGAACGGGGACGGGAGCAUAGCGCAGGCGGUAAGCGAGGCGGAUGCCUACUUUUCGACCAUCGGGACGCAGCAGAUGGCGGCUAUGCGGAUAGACCAGGGGGAUGUGUUCGGGGGGAACAGCGGGUACGAGACGGGGUAUGUGGUGAACCAGAAUUCAGCGCAGCAGGUUGUGCAGCCGACACAGGGGGCGGGGAGCAAUGGGGACCUGUUGAUGCUGUAACGAGGGGGUGACGGGGCGUAGGUAUAUAUGUUGUAGCUUAGAUCUCUAGGCUUGUUGCAGUGCCUAUUAAGAUUGUGUAUGCUUGCUUGGUCUGGUGUCGCUCAUCCGACCUGUUGUCAGCCAAGGACAAGGAAUGAAUCGUCUCAUGGGCUAGACCUCUGCUUGGAGUAUCGACAGCUCGCCCUGUCCGGUGGCUUACGAGCUACCUAGGUACGGUACCUUGACUUACCUUAAAGCAAUACCUUGCGGUACCUAAGGUAAAUUACCUUCAUAUUGGCGGUUGGUUGAGGCUGGGGUUAGGGACUUGUCAAUGUUGUACCAGAACAUAAGGAUAUAGAACCGAUUGCCCUCACAUCUCGACUUUUACCUUUUUCAAUAAAUAAAAU
Messenger RNA from Sodiomyces alkalinus F11, 3098 nucleotides. RefSeq names its product Adaptor protein complex beta subunit. Gene Ontology annotation, biological process: vesicle-mediated transport; intracellular protein transport. Gene Ontology annotation, cellular component: membrane coat. The transcript has 4 exons. Lineage: Eukaryota; Fungi; Ascomycota; Sordariomycetes; Glomerellales; Plectosphaerellaceae. The record is from RefSeq and is a predicted model, not a curated record. Gene Ontology annotation, molecular function: clathrin binding. The coding region runs from base 490 to 2712 and encodes 740 amino acids.